Cicer arietinum (chickpea) is the source of this 2289-nucleotide messenger RNA. RefSeq names its product ascorbate transporter, chloroplastic-like. Gene Ontology annotation, biological process: transmembrane transport. NCBI's taxonomy places the organism in Eukaryota, Viridiplantae, Streptophyta, Magnoliopsida, Fabales, Fabaceae. Gene Ontology annotation, molecular function: transmembrane transporter activity. The record is from RefSeq and is a predicted model, not a curated record.
UAUUAUGAACAAGAAAAUAAAGGGAAAAAAAAUUCUCUAUGUUUUGCUUAUUAUCAUGAGAGAGAGCAUAAGCAGUGGAAGAAAAUUCCAUGGAUGAUAACUUUAACUUGGCAUCAAUUAUUGUUGAGUUUGAAUAUUGUUUCUUACCUUUCAAUUCUCACUCAUAGAUAUAGUUCCUAAGUUUCAUUAUCAACAUAGCACCAAUGUCUAUAAGUGGUUUAAUUUCCAACAGAAACUUCUCUUCUUUCACUGCCUCAGAAAAUGUAUAUCAAUUGAGAAAGCAUCAAUCACUUCAAAGAGGGAGCAUUUCUGGUUUGCAACAUGGUGGCCAAAUUGCAAAGGACCCUUUUGCAAGAUGCCAACAUGAUCACCAUAGAACUAGCCAUAUUGAACAAAGAACAGUAUAUGGACUAGGAGUAAGCAAGCUUAGUAAGGUAAAUAGAGCCUGUGUUCAUUACAGAUCAGAGGAGUAUGACAUUGCAGAAACAAAGGUGGAUCCUGUGGCAUCUGAUGAAGGAACAGGUGAAGCAAUUAUAUUGGAAGGAAAUGGUACACCGGUAUCGCCUUGGUGGCAGAAGCUUCCCAAGCGCUGGGUUAUUGUAUUGCUAUGUUUUACGGCGUUUCUUCUAUGCAACAUGGACCGUGUAAAUAUGAGCAUAGCAAUACUUCCGAUGUCACAAGAGUAUAACUGGAAUAGUGCAACAGUUGGCCUAAUUCAGUCAUCUUUUUUCUGGGGCUAUCUACUUACUCAGAUUCUUGGUGGCAUAUGGGCAGACAAACUUGGUGGGAAGGUAGUGCUAGGUUUUGGAGUUGUAUGGUGGUCAAUGGCAACAGUUUUAACACCUAUUGCUGCAAGAAUUGGACUCCCUUAUUUGCUUAUUAUGCGCGCCUUUAUGGGAAUUGGUGAGGGUGUAGCCAUGCCUGCCAUGAAUAAUAUACUAUCCAAGUGGAUUCCAGUUUCAGAGAGAAGCAGAUCACUUUCGCUAGUAUAUAGCGGCAUGUACCUUGGUUCUGUGGUAGGCUUGGCAUUCUCACCUAUGCUAAUACAAAAUUUUGGGUGGGCAUCAGUUUUUUACUCAUUUGGAUCCCUUGGAAGUAUCUGGUUUGCCUUUUGGUUGAGAAAAGCAUAUAGUUCACCAAAAGACGACCCGGAUCUUGGGGCAGAGGAAAAAAGGCUCAUACUUGAAGGCGGUGUAUCAAAAGCACCUGUUUCAGACAUUCCUUGGAAAUUAAUUCUAUCAAAACCAGCAGUUUGGGCUCUUAUAAUCUCUCAUUUCUGCCACAAUUGGGGGACAUUUAUUCUAUUAACAUGGAUGCCUACUUACUACAAUCAGGUUCUGAAGUUCAACCUCACCGAAUCUGGGCUCUUAUGUGUUCUUCCGUGGUUAACCAUGGCUAUUUUUGCAAAUAUUGGAGGGUGGAUAGCUGACACAUUAGUUAGCAAAGGUUUUUCCAUAACAACUGUUCGAAAGAUCAUGCAAUCGAUUGGGUUUCUAGGUCCUGCCUUUUUUCUGACGCAACUGAGUCAUGUCAAAACACCUGCCAUGGCAGUAUUGUGCAUGGCAUGCAGUCAGGGAUCUGAUGCAUUCUCACAAUCUGGUCUUUAUUCCAAUCACCAAGACAUUGGACCACGCUAUGCUGGUGUAUUGCUGGGACUAUCGAACACUGCAGGUGUGCUUGCAGGUGUAUUUGGCACAGCUGCAACUGGAUACAUUCUCCAAAGAGGUUCUUGGAAUGAUGUGUUUAAGGUUUCUGUUGCAUUGUACAUAAUAGGCACAUUGGUAUGGAAUAUCUUUUCAACUGGUGAGAAAAUUCUUGACUAAAGAGUAUGAUCAUGUCGAAGGUGUGGCCUAUAUAUAGCAAUGGAGAUAUAGAAACAAAUGGAACAAGAAUCAGAUAACCAAACAUAUCUUGUAAAAAGAGACACCAUGGAAGUUUUCACCAAAAAACCGUGGCCUUUAUUUUAAUUUCUCACCUUUCGUAAAAAAAAGUUUUUACCUCUAAAGUGGGUUUGCAUCUAAAGUAAGCAAGGGUAUGUCUACACUAAGGUUUUAGUGAGAUAUAAUUAGAAUACAUUUGAAAUUAAAUUAGAUUACCUUGUUUAUUUUGGAGCCAAACUCACUUUAUAAAAGAACAUUUUCCCCUUCUGCAAAUACCUUUUCUGCACAUAAAUUUGACAUAGUUUACUUCCACCUGUAAAAUUUUAUCUACAAGCACAAUCAAGCUUAAAAAUACACGUCAUUUGAGUAGCUCUACCUCGUGAUAUAUAGAUAGGAAUUAGAUUGCUCA